CACUAGCCGGUCUACCUAGGGUUUUGACCGGUUCCAGGGUGGGAAAACCGGUGCCAUCGGUUACAGAGUUGUAACGGCCAUGAGUGGGGCGGGGCGGUCCGCUCCGGCUCGGAUCGCCAGGCGAGUUUUUUCUCUUUCCCGUUCGGUCAUUUCUUCUUGCUUUGUUCUUUCUAUUUCGGAGGGAACGCUCGAGUUCUUACUUUUUGCACGAGGAAUUGUUUGGCGCUUCGGUUGCGAGAAGUCAGAAUGGUUGUCGCGGGGAGGAAGCUCUUUCUUGAGACGGUUAUUCGAAGAUCAUAGCCUUGGGCCCCUAUUCAGCUAUACUGCAUGGUGGGCAAAUUUGCAGCUAGAACUGUGUAUUGGAUGACUGCCUUUUCGAGCCAUAGCCUGGCCUAUAGAGUCCCAUACCCACUUGUGAUCCAGAUGCUGCAUCAUUCUGUUCCAAGGCUACCCUAUUGACUGUAAUAGAGUUUUGCAUAACACUGUUAACUCUGAAGGUAAAUCUCAUUGGUUGUGGCCCUGGAGGAUCUCAUCUUGAUUUUAGCUGAUCUUUUGAAGUUUUGAUUAGAGAUGGGAAAGAACCGUGAAGCUGGGCCAUCAGCUAUCUGGUCAUAUGAAAUCAUAAUGAUGUUUUGCGACCUUUGUUUGAGGGAAGUAGCUCUUGGAAACCGGCCCAACACGCAUUUCACCAAAGCUGGAUGGACCAACUUGGUUGAAAAUUUCAAGGAAUAUACUGGUAGGGAUUAUGACAGGCUUCAAUUGAAAAACAAAUGGGAUCAACUGAAAAAAGAGUGGAAGCUAUGGAAGGAUUUGAAGAAGGGUGCCGCUGGAUUUGGUUGGAAUUCAAAGCGGAAAACCAUUGAUGCUUCUGAUGAAUGGUGGAAAGAAAAAAUGGAGGAGUUUCCCUCUGCCAAAAAGUUCAGGUACAGUGGCAUCGACCCUGAGAUGGAAGAAAAGCUUGAUAAGAUGUUCAUGAGCGACGAGAAUGCUUGGGCUCCCAAUUCUGAAUCUUUACCUCCUGUCACAACCGACGAAGACCGCGAAGAUUUCGAAGAUUGUGAAAGCACCAAAUCUUUAUCUGGAGAUGCCAAAAUGGUAAACGAGCUUAGGCAAUCUUACAGUGGCUCAAAGAGAGCCUCCCAACCAUCCUCUAAUGGAAAUGGGAACAAAAGCAAAAACUUUUGCCCCAAAUCUGGAAUGUCUGAGGCAACAGGUGUGCCUCAGAUGCUUCAGGCUCAAAUGCUUCAGGCUCAAAUGCUUCAGUCACAGAUUCAGCAAUUAGUUGAUGCUGCUACCCUUAGAAGCAAAGCCACAGUUGCACUGAACAAAUCAUUUACUAUCACAGAAGCUAUUGGAGUACUUGAUUCCAUUGAGGAGCUUGAGGAAGACACUGAACUCUAUGGGUUUUCCAUUGAUCUUUUAAUGCAGAAAGAUUGCAGAGAAAUGUUUAUGGCAUUGAAAGCUCACAAAAAAGUUUGGUAUCUUAAAAGAGAAUUCGAGAAAAGUAAGCGAUCUGUUAAUCAUGUUUGACAUAUUCUAAGCUUUAUAAUUAGUAUUUUUUCAAUCUGAUUAUUGGUAUUUAAGGUAUAAGUUGUCUUCUGCAAUGAUGUAAAAUGGUGUUAUGUGGUUA
Messenger RNA from Dendrobium catenatum, 1630 nucleotides. Its product is annotated as L10-interacting MYB domain-containing protein. Bases 571 to 1530 code for a protein of 319 amino acids. The record is from RefSeq and is a predicted model, not a curated record. The transcript is spliced from 5 exons. Lineage: Eukaryota; Viridiplantae; Streptophyta; Magnoliopsida; Asparagales; Orchidaceae.